AUGUCAGAGAAACGAAUAGAUCCCGAGGAUGGCGGGAGCUACACUCUGCAGGAGCUCAAGAGCUAUUACAGAAACAAGUAUAGCGCAGCCGACAUCCAGUCUUACUGGAGCUCGACAUGCAAACCUUUCAGGCCCGAGGGCAAAGGCAAGAAAGGCAAGGGCACGGGCACCUCAAAGGCGAAGGCGGAGGCUAAGGCCAAGGCCACGGCGAAGAGCAAGCAGAGGGGGCCCGCGAAUCCGAAGCGCUUCAUCAACGACGAAGACAAGGUCGUGCAGGAUUGCGUCGACGGCCUGAUAUGGGCAACCCCUUCGCUGGGCCGCCUGGACGCGUUUCCAGACAUCAAGGUGGUGUUCCGAACUGACUGGAACAAGGACAAGGUAGCGAUCAUAUCCGGUGGGGGUGCAGGCCACGAGCCCAUGCACGGCGGCUUCGUGGGCAGGGGCAUGCUCACCGCGGCGAUCUCGGGAGAGACCUUCGCGUCGCCGACCAUCGACGCGGUCUUGUCGGCCAUCAUGCAGGUGACCGGCCCCAAGGGUUGCCUCCUCGUCAUCAAGAACUACACGGGCGACCGCCUGAACUUCACGCUGGCGGCGCAGCGAGCAGAGAGACUCCUUCCAGGUGGAGCGAAGGUCGAGAUCGUGAUCACGAAGGACGACGUGGCCACCGUGGCGGAGCGCGGGGUCGCAGGCACGCUGUUCGUUCACAAGGUGGCUGGCGCCCUGGCGGAGCAGGGAGCGUCACUGGAGAAGGUGAAGGAGGCCGCCGAGGCAGUGAUCGAGGCCUCCGCCAGCAUGGGCGUCUCUUUGUCGGUGGUGCGCCGCCUGAAGCCGGAGAGCAUCGGCAUCAAGAAGAUGGAAGUCGGCCUGGGAAUCCACGGCGAGCCAGGAAAGUCGGUCGUGGACAUGUGCUCCGCAGAAAAGGUGGUGGAGAUACUCAUGGAGGGGAUCAUGAGUGGCAAGCGAAUGCAGGCGCCCGCUCCCGACGGCUACGCCUGCCUCAUCAACAGCCUCGGGAACGUUCCCCCGCAGGAGAUGUGCGUCCUCACAGGCUCACUGAUGAAGUCCAAGUGGGGCGAGACUGUGAAGCUGCUCGUCGGGCCUGCACUCAUGUGCACCUCGCUCGACAUGAACGGGGUCUCCCUAUCGCUGCUGCGGCUCACGCCGGAGUUCUCGGCGUGCCUGACAGCCGACACCGUCUGCUCGGCAUGGCCAAGAGCAGUCGUGCCAUCCUUCCCGGAGCUCGUGAAAUGCGAUUUCAAGCUGGAUCCGAUGGACGGGGUGAGCCCGUCAUCCGACGCAGACGUGUCGGCGGUGAUGGACAAGGUGUGCAAAGCGCUGGCCGACGCCAAGGGCGUCCUCGACGAGCUCGACGGCAAGGUGGGCGACGCAGACUGCGGCUCCACGAUGGCCAGAGCGGCGGCGACGGUGCUCGAGGCCAAGGAGAAGCUGCCCCUCGCCGACGCCUCACUGCUGUGCAGCUGCCUGUCCGGCAUCACUGGAAAGUCGAUGGGCGGAUCGAGCGGCGUCCUCCUCAGCAUCAUGUUCAUGGGCAUGUCGCAGCACCUGGCCAACUCUGCCAAGAAGGGCUGGGCGGAGGGCGGCCCGUCGGCCCUGAUGGCCGGGUUGGAGGCUAUGAUGAAGGCCGGUGGGGCCCAGGAGGGCAGCCGCACCAUGCUGGACGCCUUCGUGCCAGCGGCCAAGGCGCUCAUUGCGGGCGAGGGCUUCGCGGGCGCGUCCAAGGCAGCGAAGGACGGCGCUGAGGCGACGAAGUCCAUGGCCCCGAAGGCGGGGCGGACGGAGAACGUGUCCGAGGCCGCGUGGAAGGGCGUUCCCGAUCCUGGCGCACAAGCAGUGGCGCUGGUCUUUGCCGCGCUGGCGUAG
This is a messenger RNA of Prorocentrum cordatum, 1881 nucleotides long. The record is from the annotation of a GenBank genome assembly. Lineage: Eukaryota; Dinophyceae; Prorocentrales; Prorocentraceae.